AUGGCUUCCAACAGAGCUAUGCUCAACGCCUUUAUGGCAAGAGAUUUCCUAUCAGUCCCUUCAAAACUCGGAGUUCUCACAAGGAGGCCAUUAAGAACAAGUAAUCUUCCUGGGCGCUCUCGAUCCUAUGCAUCGACCUCCAAGUCGAAAACAAACUCGAAUUAUCGCCAAAACCCAAAUCCGGGUUCUUAUGGGCCUGGAAAGGCAGGUCCUUGGUCCAUGCCCAGAGCAUUGGCUCUUUCCGCUUUCACUGGAUUUGGAACAUAUUUCUGGGGGAUCAAGGGGACUGAGAGAAACCCUGCCUUGGAGGCAUCUACUGUCCAUAAUCUACGAGAUAUCCCGGUUUAUGGGUCCGCUAAGGAUAUGCAAAAUGCCAUUCAUGAGAUUCGUGAUUUGCUUGGUGAUGAUGCUAUCAGCACCGACGAUGAAGAUCUCCUUCUUCAUGGUUAUUCCGAAUGGUCUACAACGAAUGUCGAAAGACUACCAGUCGCCGUUGUAUAUCCUAAAAACACUCAAGAAGUUUCGGUUAUUGCCAAAACAUGUCAUAAAUACCGGGUCCCGAUGAUUCCAUUUUCCGGUGGAUCAAGUCUUGAGGGAAAUUUCUCUGCCCCAUACGGUGGCAUGAGUGUAGACUUUUCCAACAUGGACCAGAUAGUAGCUAUGCAUGAAGACGAUAUGGAUGUCGUAGUUCAGCCAGCAGUAUCUUGGAUGUCGCUUAAUGAAAGCAUACAAAACACAGGCUUAUUCUUUCCUGUGGACCCGGGCCCAACGGCUAAAAUUGGAGGAAUGGUGGGCACAAAUUGCAGUGGAACUAAUGCCGUUCGAUACGGAACGAUGAAAGACUGGGUCAUCAACCUUACGGUUGUACUCGCGGAUGGAACAAUUAUCAAAACUCGAAAGCGUCCGAGGAAGUCUUCAGCGGGAUACAAUCUUAACAGCCUAUUCAUUGGGUCUGAAGGAACUCUCGGAUUGGUUACUGAAAUCACCCUAAAGCUCGCAGUUAUACCCCCGGAAACUAGCGUUGCAGUCGUAACCUUCCCCUCAAUAAGAGAAGCAGCUGCAGCCGCUUCAAAAGUCAUCAGAUCCGGAGUCCAAGUAGCUGCUGUCGAAAUAAUGGACGAGGUGCAAAUGAUGGUUAUCAACAAGUCUAAGUCGACUAAGAAGGUGUGGAAAGAAGAGCCCACUCUCUUCUUUAAAUUCUCAGGAACUCAGUCAGGGAUUCAAGCAGAUAUCGACACCGUCAGGGCGAUUGCGAAGGACUUUAACGGUGGAGAGUUCGAAUUUGCACGAACAAUCGAGGAGCAAAAGACGCUGUGGUCUGCAAGAAAGGAGGCGUUAUGGAGCAUGCUUGCAUUACGUGAAAAGAGUGGCGAUGUCUGGUCAACAGAUGUUGCAGUGCCUCUUUCAAGGCUCGCUGAUAUCAUCGAGCUUUCGAAGAAGGAGCUUGACGACUUAGGAAUGUUUGCAAGUGUCCUCGGCCAUAUCGGCGAUGGCAAUUUCCAUGAGAGUAUCAUGUAUGACAAAAGCAACCCGAAGGAACGGGCCGCUGUCGAGCAGUGUGUCCACACUAUGGUCGACCGUGCUCUUGAAAUGGAGGGUACAUGCACCGGUGAACAUGGCGUGGGCCUCGGUAAAAAGGAGUAUCUCUUAAAAGAAUUGGGGGUCGAUACUAUCGGUGUUAUGCGGAAAGUGAAACUCGCUUUGGAUCCUCUCUGGCUCCUGAAUCCAGGAAAGAUAGUCGACGUGAUCUCGCCUGAGAUCCACUAA
Orbilia oligospora ATCC 24927 is the source of this 1767-nucleotide messenger RNA. RefSeq lists its product as uncharacterized. The coding region runs from base 1 to 1767 and encodes 588 amino acids. Gene Ontology annotation, molecular function: D-lactate dehydrogenase (NAD+) activity; D-lactate dehydrogenase (cytochrome) activity; FAD binding. Gene Ontology annotation, biological process: lactate catabolic process. The record is from RefSeq and is a predicted model, not a curated record. Gene Ontology annotation, cellular component: mitochondrion. Lineage: Eukaryota; Fungi; Ascomycota; Orbiliomycetes; Orbiliales; Orbiliaceae. The transcript is spliced from 13 exons.